Molecule: messenger RNA, 1944 nt
Organism: Kwoniella shivajii
Lineage: Eukaryota; Fungi; Basidiomycota; Tremellomycetes; Tremellales; Cryptococcaceae
Exons: 10
Coding region: 1-1944 (647 amino acids)
Biological process (GO): intracellular signal transduction; protein phosphorylation
Cellular component (GO): cytoplasm
Molecular function (GO): protein serine/threonine kinase activity; ATP binding
Source: RefSeq, a predicted model, not a curated record
AUGCCAACAGAAGUCACUCCUCGAGGUACUCUCACUCAUAUUGGAGGAUGGAAGUUGGGCAAAACGCUCGGCAGAGGUGCAUACGCUCACGUUCGACUUGCCACUCAUCCGAACGGGCAUAAAGCGGCCUGUAAGAUCCUGCCGGCUCUUCAUCACACGCCGGGCCAGAAGGUAGAUUGGGAUGCGACAGUGGAUGCGAUGGAAGCACACAAAGAAGUAGUACUCCUCAAAGCUUUGUGCGGAGCUGGCGUUCCUGGAAUCGUAGGUCUCGAAGGGGUGAUGGAGGCAGAUGGUUGGACAUACGUGUUCCUGACUUUAUACCCACAUUCCGCCUCCUCUCUCAAGCCGCCAUGGGGUAUGGAAGCUUUCACUAUUUUCUUCAGAAGAUUGCUCUUUAUUGUAGACAAUUUGCAUCAGCUUAAUGUCAGUCAUGAAGAUCUCAAACGCUCGAACGUUCUGGUAGAUGCUCAUGGACUUCCCGCAUUGGUCGAUUUUGGGUUUUCUCAUUUUAAACCUGACGGUGGCCUAGUGAGGAGCGCUGGUGGAACACUCGACUACUCGAGUCCUGAAAAAGCCGCCGACAUGCCCUACGAUCCCAAGGCCAACGAUGUUUGGGCAAUGGCUAUCCUCGCCUUCAAGUUACUCGGCUACCCCCAUCCAUAUGCUUUCAAUGAUCCUGAAGAGAUUAGCUCUCUUGUCAAGAAGCGUAUUGUAGAAGGAGGACCUGUGUACCAGUUUUCUAAAAGAGCAUUAAGGCCAGGUGGCAUCGCCGAGCUCCUGAUGGGCAUGCUAGAGCGAGAUCCCGGGCGGCGUUGGACGAUAUCUCAAGCCCUCGGACACCGAUCACUCAAACGCAAGUACGGAAAUCCUGCCCCAUACGAGCUGCCAUCAUGCAAUCUUUCUUUCAUGCACAAAAUCGACCCCUCAGUAGUUGAUGAUUUGUGCUUUCUCGCUUUCAUGAGUGGCGAGUUCUUUUUAUGCGAGACUCCAACCAAGAUCGUUAACCGAUUGCACGAUAAACGACCUUGUUGGGAGAAAAGGUGGGCAGGAAUGCUAGGCGCCUGGUCGAAGAGAGCCGAGAUGGAUUGGGAAGACAUCCCUUCCCUAAUCACGCCACUGAAAACAAGAAGUGCGCCGGCCGAGCGCCUUCAUCGAGCGGAUGCCAUUCCCGGAAGAGCCCUCAAAAAGAUACAGCUCGUCCCACAUCAAAACAUGAAAACAUCGAUUCGUGUACAAACUCCUCGUGAAAUCCCGAUCAGAAAGCAGAACGAAAAUACACCUCCGAAACCAGCUCCCAAAUCUCGGAUCUACGGCAUGAAAACAAGGAAUCAAUCUACCAGGAACAUACUUGGCGACAUAUCUGACUCAAUCGCCAUAGAACAAAGUCAAAAUGAGGAUCUCAAAACAGGAACGUUAGCAAGGAAACCCAAAUAUGCAUUGGCCAAGACCAAGGCAAAGAGCCCGGUCCAUAUCGACGAGGUCAGACCAAGACCAGCCAAAAUCAAAGUCAAACACAAAGUUACGGAAAUGAACGUCAUUCUCAGCAGCGAUACUGAAUUUUCCGAGCAAAGCUCGAUUGCACCUCCAGCGGAAGACACUGAGAGGUCUUCUUCCACCUUCAUACAUCAAACAACCUCGCCUACCCUUGCGGUACUUGGGGCGACGGUCGAGACACCAAUCGUUAUUGACGGGUCUCCAAGUAGACUAACAACAAGGAAAGGCGAUGACACCAGGGACAAAGGAACUGUCGCAAGUAAAGGUUGCCGAAAGAAACCACUUCGCCCCCUUCACCACAAUGUGAAAGCUACCACUAGCUUGUCAGCCGAUACUGGUGAGCAAAUGAGAAGCCUUAAACUUGCUCCUCCCAUAAUCAAAACGCCUCGUCGACGUUCUCCCCGAGUUGAAAGUAGAGAAGGCAUGACAUCAAGGACCGGGUUAAGAUAG